Molecule: messenger RNA, 1395 nt
Organism: Trypanosoma cruzi
Lineage: Eukaryota; Euglenozoa; Kinetoplastea; Trypanosomatida; Trypanosomatidae
Exons: 1
Coding region: 1-1395 (464 amino acids)
Source: RefSeq, a predicted model, not a curated record
AUGGAAGUGAAGGAGGUCCAGCCGCAGAAACGCCUCCAGCCCGCGUGCGACGCUAAGGGUGAGAAUGGGUUUCCACUGACAAUUCCUUGUGAGCGACAGAAAGUAGCAAAUUUGGCACCGCAUAGACCCUUACGCCGUUUUUUGGAGGCAAUGCGAGCCGACAAUCAAAAUCUAUGCGCACUCAAAGGCUCCGCAGUUCAUCAUUUGAAAAAAGAUUUGAGAGGGGACGAGAAACAGGUGGUCUUAUCUUGCGAGACACCUUCACGCAGCAAUCGACUAAGAGAAAAGUAUGAGUGUAUGAAGAAAAUGCGUUUUAAUGAAACUCAGGAAGCCCUUGCUCGUGAGUGUGAUCUCUCAAGAAUUAUCAUUGAGCUUCAAAAGCGCAUAGAGGACGCGGAGGCAUCACGGGAAUUUGAACGGGAAGUCCACGCGCGGGAGUCAUUUUAUCUCCUAAAAGAAAAUGAAUGUCUCAAGGAGCAGGUACGGACGACGGAAAAAAUGCUUUUGGAUGUCCGCAACAAUUAUAAUUUGGAGAUUUCCAAGUUAAAUACGAGAGUGUCUGACCUGGAGGACUCUCUGGUUGCCGAAGGACAACGCGCCAAGACGAGGGAGGCUGAACAGGAGCGGGCCAUUCAAAACCUAUGCAGUAACCUCUAUACCACGCAGGGGGAGCUGGAACGUUAUGUGGAGAAAAACCGUGAGUUGGCUUCCGUAAAUUCGUUGCUGGAGGAAAUGAGAGCGGAAUCUUGGAGGGACAAGCGAGAAUGCACUGUAUGGUACGAGGUCCUUCGACGACGUGAGGUGUUUAUGUUGCUUGAGCGAGAAGCAUUUACGGAGCUGCAAUGCCUAUGCAUGCAAGAGAUGAAUCGCUUUUGGCAAAUAAAGGACGAUUCGUAUCAAGCAAUGUUUUGUAGCGAGGCGGAGCGGUUUUUGGGUCACAUAAUAAGAGAGGCUGAAAUUUGUUAUGAGAUGAAGCAACUGAUGUUUGACAACGCCACUGCUUCAAUAGAGAAAGAGACGUGGAUUUCACUUCACUUUUCAAAGGUGCAGGAGCUAUCUCGGCUAAGCGAGAAACACGAAGCACUUUCUAUCUUACUGGCUCAGUACAUGCGUGAGGUGGAGGAAAUUCAGCAAGGCAAUCUUGAGCAGGUGCUGCGUCGGAAGACGGUGGAUGAUGCGUCAAUCGCCUACAUGCUUCAUCAACGUGACAAUGAAGUCUCGGAUAAGUUGCGUACAUGGAAGGGGGCACUUCAAGAGGCGCAUAAACUUUUGACUGCGUUACUGAAGCGAUAUGAGCCUUUUCAGCGUGGUGAUGAAGUUUUUGUUGGGAGGGUGAUGGAAUGGUUGAUCUCCGCACCACAUGUAAAAGAGGUGAUCAAUGUUUUUUUGCCAUAG